This is a messenger RNA of Cyclocybe aegerita, 288 nucleotides long. The record is from the annotation of a GenBank genome assembly. NCBI's taxonomy places the organism in Eukaryota, Fungi, Basidiomycota, Agaricomycetes, Agaricales, Hemipholiotaceae.
AUGCUUCACCCAGAUGCUGAUGAGUGGAGGAUGGUUAAGAAGAAGGAGUUGGACAUGCUCAAGUCCAUGGGGGUGUAUGUGGAGGAGAUGCUGCCACCAGGCCAUAAGGCGAUUGGCUGUUGCUGGGUCCAUGAGUUCAAGGUCCCUUUCGUCGACUAUGAUUCCACUUUUGCCCCAGUUGCCAAGGCUGUCAGCAUCAGGUUCGUGGCCAUUUACUCAGCUCUGCUGGGGUGGGACCUCGAGUGUUUUGACGCCACCCAUGCUUUCCUCUGGGGUGACCUCGCGUGA